AUGCUCCAGCUAGGAGAUGAAGCCACCUUGUACUCCCUUAUCUUCGUGGGGAUCCUGCUGGGGACCCGAAGCCCGGUGUGGACAGUGAUCCUCACCGCCUCCCUCUACCUCUUUCUAGCAAUGUUCCGCUUCCCACAGGUACCGUCCAGCCGAACCCAGAAGGUGCUCCACCCAGUCAAGGGCAUGGCGGGCACGGGAAAGGUGUCGGUGAUCGCUCACCGGGGCGGCGGGCACGAUGCACCGGAGAACACGAUAGCAUCUAUCCGAGAGGCCAGUAAGAAUGGGGCGACUGGUGUGGAAUUGGACCUGGAGUUCUCAGCAGAUGGCGUCCCAAUACUGAUGCAUGAUGAGACCGUGGACCGAACCACCAGUGGGUCAGGAUUCCUCAGCAAGAUGAAAAUGUCAGAGCUAGCUAAACUGGAUGCAGCUGCUAAACAUCGACUCAGGGACAAGUUUGCAGGAGAGAAGAUCCCCACCCUGGAGGAGGCAGUGGAGGAAUGCAUCAAACUGCAGCUAACCAUCUACUUUGAUGUCAAAGGUCAUCCAGAUGAGGCAGCCGCAGCUCUAAAAGAAUUGUAUAAGAAAUAUCCGAUCCUCUACAACAGCAGCAUCGUCUGCUCCUUCGAGCCUAAAGUCAUCUACAGGAUGAGACAGAGUGACGCAGAUGUGGUCACGGCACUGACCCACCGGCCUUGGAGCCUGAGCCGGUUCGGGGACGGUGCCCCACGUUUUUCAUCGCUGUGGAAACAUCACUGGAUGACUGUCAUGGACAUCUUGUUGGACUGGGCACACCAUCAUGUUUUGUGGAAGCUCUGUGGCGUUUCGGCGUUCCUGAUACAGAAGAACUUUGUCUCACAGGACUAUGUGCAGCACUGGGCCCAGAGGGGUGUCGAGGUUGUAGCCUGGACUGUCAACACACAAGUAGAGAAGGAGUAUUACCAGGAGGUGCUAAAAGUCAACUACAUCACAGACAGCAUGGUGGAAGACUGUGACCCUCAUUACUGACGUACACACGAAUCCACUCCACAAAAUGUUGGCAUUUAUUAAAGAUACAAGUCGUUAAAAAAACUGUCACCCAUAUGUAAGCUCAAGCAAGAGAUCAUAUACUCCUUUUAUUUCCAAGAACACUGUUUUUUUUCUAUGGGUGUAUGUUUCCUGAAGAAUUUUAACUGGGCGCCAUAACAAAAUACAAAGUAACAGAUUUUAUUACGACUAAAUCACUUUAAUAAUGAAUAAUGAAGAACUCGCCUGUUAUAUUUACAGACUUGUUAAUGCAAGGUGCUGGUAAUAUGUGUCUAUAAUAGACCUGCAGCAAUAUGAUGUAUUCAUCCACUCAGGACUACAUUUUUUUUUUUGUAUGUUUGUCAUGUUAGUUAUAUGUUAUAUGUUUAUACAGUCUUUCAGAUAAUGCAGAGCACUGUGUGUGCUUUUUACUCACUAAGAUCUGAAGAAAUCUACCUUGAGAUGAUUUUUUUUUUUUGUCAUGUGAAUACUACUUAUUAAAGAAACAUACAUAAAUGCUUUAUAGAGCAGCAUAGACAAACUAAUAAUAAGUAGGCUUGGUGAUUACUUAUGUUGUUAAUGUAUGGAGAAAACAAACUUUUGUACUGUACUGUAUAUGAAACCACAAGGACAUUUAUGAGGGAUCAAUUGUGGCACAGAUACACGAAUGGAGUUAAUGCAUGGCUUUCUGUAAGGCUCAAGUGUUACCAAUAACACAGUGCCUGUUUUUAAAGAGUAAACCAUUUUUUAGCAGUGUGACAGUUUUGUAACUGCUUUACUUGAAUGGGUAAAAACUAAAGUUAGACGUUGCUUGAUGUUGCUGUUUGUCUGGAAAAUCAACCUAGUGCUUUUGCAUUUCAUAUAUGCUGAAUGUAAAGUAAGCUGGCUUUACUUAUAAUGAUAUCAUUAUAUCUAUACACUGUAGAUAUUACUGUACAACAGAGGUGGACAAUUAAUUUUCCUAGGUGGACAUAUUAGAAACUGGAACGGUUUUGGAGGUAAAAUAGAUAUAACAUUUUUACUCAACCAUAAAAUCUAUUUUUACUAAUGAAAUGGCUCCAAAUAACAGGAAAAUGCAUCAACAGUUUAAAGUAAGGUGACACGGACUCAUCGCCUUUAAUGUGUACUAAUUUUACUUGAUUGCAUAUUUAUUCCCAUUUUGAGGGAGGAGAACCCCCUAUAAUCAGACUAUUUCUAAACUACUGCAGUUUUAUUAACAUUGGCCAAACUAUGCAUCGGUCAGGCUCUUGUGAAUAACUACUUGAUUUUUUAUUUUUUAUUUUUGUAAUAGUUGUGGGAAUGUAGAGCUGCUUGGCAGACUGAAAAUGUUGGUCUGUCAUGUUCUGUGUCAUUAUGUGACAGCUGUGGACACUAAAAUGGAUCAAUAAAGGUGAACGGUUUGAGCUGAUA
Messenger RNA from Neolamprologus brichardi, 2412 nucleotides. RefSeq names its product glycerophosphodiester phosphodiesterase 1 (gene gde1). The record is from RefSeq and is a predicted model, not a curated record. NCBI's taxonomy places the organism in Eukaryota, Metazoa, Chordata, Actinopteri, Cichliformes, Cichlidae. Gene Ontology annotation, cellular component: plasma membrane. Gene Ontology annotation, molecular function: glycerophosphodiester phosphodiesterase activity. Gene Ontology annotation, biological process: phospholipid metabolic process; N-acylethanolamine metabolic process; ethanolamine metabolic process.